Molecule: messenger RNA, 3399 nt
Organism: Ictalurus furcatus (blue catfish)
Lineage: Eukaryota; Metazoa; Chordata; Actinopteri; Siluriformes; Ictaluridae
Gene: slc45a2
Product: solute carrier family 45 member 2
Exons: 7
Coding region: 500-2173 (557 amino acids)
Cellular component (GO): membrane
Molecular function (GO): sucrose:proton symporter activity
Source: RefSeq, a predicted model, not a curated record
UUGGAGCAGAAAUCAUGGUGUCUUGAAAAUUCUUCUUAAACAUUCCCUUAAACACAGUCGUCUGAACCAAUUGGAGAGCACGUUUUACAUCAUUGAUAAACUUAAUGUGCACCAAAAAGAAACCUUGUGAGGGGUUUACAGUAUGAGGGAAAAAUUUAACUCAGUAUGGUAAAGUGAUGAAAAAUUUUUACUUUUAAGAGUCUAAACUUUUCAGGUUCCGAGCCAGAGAGAGAGAGAGGGAGAGAGAGAGAGAGAGAGAGAGAGAGGGGUGGGCACUUCUAAGCUCAUAAUCUGUCACAUGUUUACGUACUUUUGGCAACACGAGAAAACCGAUUUCCAUUCACCCAAACCAGGCAGCUUUUAAUUUCCUGCUCAGUCCUGAUCGCAUCUCGUGUACUACUCUUACACAGCACUCAGUUAUGCAGUAGAUACCAGCAGGUCUACAUUUUGGGAUUUGGGGAAGUUUAGCGGUCUGUGAGCCUCUGUGAAAGCCUAAAUCAUGACUCUACUGACAGAAGAGAAGCCCUACAAGUUCCCACAGGAGUUAGGAAGCUGCACCUCCACUGUGAAGCCCCAGUCCACAGACUGCGGUCCUAACAGUGACUAUGCCGAUGCCAUGGACGGGACAGUGUUUAGGACUGUGGAACUUCCAAGGAGGUCACGUGGACGCCUCAUCAUGCACAGCAUGGUGAUGUUCGGAAGGGAAUUCUGCUACGCUGUUGAGGCUGCAUUCGUCACACCCGUCUUGCUAAGUGUGGGACUCCCGCGAAGCCUUUACAGCCUGGUGUGGCUCAUUAGUCCUGUCCUGGGCUUCAUCCUCCAGCCAGUGAUCGGCUCAUCCAGUGACUACUGCCGCUCGCCAUGGGGACGCAGGAGACCCUAUAUCCUUACGCUGGGGGUUAUGAUGCUCAUCGGCAUCACUCUGUUUCUCAAUGGAGACGCCCUGGUAUCAGUGCUGGUGAAGAACAUGGGUUGGAAGAAAACCUGGUCCAUAGUGGUGGUCAUGUUUGGAGUGGUCCUGUUUGACUUUUCAGCUGACUUUAUAGAUGGUCCGGUGAAGGCCUACCUGUUUGAUGUCUGCUCUUACCAGGACAAGGAGAUAGGCCUGCAUUACCACGCCCUGCUUACUGGUCUGGGUGGAGCAUGUGGGUACCUGACUGGUGCAAUGGACUGGGGUCAUUCUGCACUGGGAGCCUUGCUGGGCUCAGAGUACCAGGUCAUUUAUUUCUUCUCAGCGCUCACCUGGGGCUUCUUCCUCACUGUGCACCUCUUCAGCAUUCCUGAGAAGCCUCUUGGAAAGCAGCAUCCUACUGAGCCCUCGGUCCCUGACGCCCCCUUGCUGCAGCCAUCAGUAAUGAAUGGUCCCACAUAUGGCUCCGUGACUAAAGAGCCUGAGCUUCGACCUCGCUCAUUCUCGGCUCUGAGCGAGGCCAACUCCGUCACGUCCAGCUCCCAGCAGCCGAGCAUUGAGGUACAGAAGAGGAUGACUCUGAAAUCAUUACUGUCUGCCAUGAUUAACAUGCCCAGUCACUACCGCUGCCUAUGCAUCAGCCACUUGCUGGGCUGGACUGCUUUCCUCUGCAACAUGCUCUUCUUCACUGACUUUAUGGGGCAGAUUGUGUAUAAGGGAAACCCGUAUGCUCCCCAUAACACCACCGCAUAUGCUACCUAUGAGAGAGGGGUGGAGGUGGGCUGCUGGGGGCUGUGCAUCAAUGCUGUGUCCUCUGCUCUCUAUUCCUACAUACAGAGGCUGCUACUGCCCUACAUUGGCUUGAAGGGUCUCUACUUCAUGGGCUACUUUGUGUUUGGACUGGGCACGAGUCUGAUUGGUCUGUUUCCCAAUAUCAUCUCCACGCUGACACUGUGCUGUGUGUUCGGCGUGAUGUCCAGCACACUUUACACCAUCCCGUUCAACCUGAUCUCAGAGUACCACAAGGAGGAGGAGGAGAAGAGGAAGCAGAGUGGGAAGGACGAAUCUCUGCAGAGCAGAGGGACGGGAAUGGACUGCGCAGCUCUGACUUGUAUGGUGCAGUUAGCUCAGAUCAUAGUGGGAGCUGGACUCGGAGCUCUGGUCAAUAUGGCCGGUAGCGUGAUAGUGGUGGUUCUGUCGGCUUCAACCGUGUCCCUUUUCGGCUGCCUGUUCAUUACUGUCUUUAUUAAACAUGUACACUGAAAACAAUGAAAUAAACACAAUGACUCUCUUACAAGUCUCUUUCAUCUAAAUCUCAUACUUGUGACUAUUUGAGAUUUAGAUUUUACUCCACAUGGUUCCAUAUGACAUAUUUUAUGUGUAAUGUGCACCACGUUGAUCACCUCACAGUGAUCUGUCUCUCUCUUCACAAACAUCAAACUGACCUCCACAGCUCUCCGGGACAGUAGCUCUUCUCAGAACAUUCUACAGUGAAGAUCAAUAUUUUAGUUCCUUCAAUACCGUCAUUAAUGGUUGAGGUCAUGGGGUUUCACACACAAUUGAGACAAACAAAAAUCACUACAAUUCAUUCAUUCUCUUCUGUAAGUACUUUAUUCAGGUCAGUGUCUCAGUGGCUCUCGGUGGAAACUUAGAACCUUAUUUAUUUUGCUUGUAUUUUUCUCAUUUGUUAGUCGCUUUGGAUAAAAGCGUCUGCUAAGUGAAUAAAUGUAAAUGUAAAUUUAAUUAAUAUCAUUGUAAUUCCCAUAUUCUGUAGUACGGUAUAUAGUGUUCAUAAAUUCAGCUCAAUAUUUUCCCUUUAUCUCAAGGGAUUACAGUGAAUGUUCUUGACAUAAUACUUUCACAAGGGGAAGCCUUCAGUUUUUGAAAUAUAUCUUGAAAUCAGGCUAAAAUGUCAAACGUUAGUACAAUGAUAAAACUCAUACCUUGGUUUUCCACUCUUGACGUUCUGAAGGUAUGACCGUAAAGUCAUGCCCCAGUAUUUAGGUACGAGUUGUGUUAAAACAUUUUACCACACGGUCACUAAGCAGCAGGAGGUCAGUGCCUGCUGUCAGUCAACUGUGAAUGAAAUUUAGGAGCGAUUUCAUGAGAAUAACGUUUUGUCAAGAUAACUCAAGGGUUCAUUUCCCAUAUUUAACAAAGAGGGAAAACGACAAACUAGGCGAGCUCAAAAUCCGAGCAGCUUUGGGUUAAACUUUGGUGAGCUUUUCAUUGAAAUAUGUAGAAUAAAGUUUUUAACUAGGAUAUAGCAUAUUUUAUUUUGUUGUAUUUAUUUAUUUAUUUAUUUUCUUCGAAGAUGAUAGCCAUGGUCUUGUCCUGUGUAGUGUGUGUGGGAGACUAACCUAAAAACAUUUCUAAUUUCAUAUCUAAGCAACUGGAAAGGUUUACAAUUAAAUUACUGUUAUCUUAAACGGGCAGCUCGACUGUCUGGCAGACGUCCAUAAUUCCUAAUCUGUGUGAAUUUGGGAGGA